Sinocyclocheilus rhinocerous is the source of this 673-nucleotide messenger RNA. Its product is annotated as KIAA1143 ortholog. NCBI's taxonomy places the organism in Eukaryota, Metazoa, Chordata, Actinopteri, Cypriniformes, Cyprinidae. The coding region runs from base 143 to 598 and encodes 151 amino acids. The record is from RefSeq and is a predicted model, not a curated record. The transcript has 3 exons.
AAACAGAGAAAGCGCUGAUUGGUCGUUUACAGACGCGUAUUGAUGAGGUUGCAUGUACGCAAACUUUACGCGCCUGGUUCUUGAGUGUUUCGUGUUUGUAAGCGCAUUUACAAUUAAUCAGACUGAUUUGAACUGAAACACAAUGAGUAAAAAGGGUAAUGUAUCAUGGGUGAAGCCUGCCGAACCAUCUUUUCUGAAGAAAUUCAAAAAUGAUGUUGGUUUUAAAGAAGGGCCGACAGUGGAGACUAAAAAGCAGCAGAUGCCGCAGUUGGAUGAAGACAGUGGUGACAGUGAUCGGGAGGACGAGCUGCCGCAGGUCGUGGUCUUGAAAAAGGGAGAUCUGAGUGCUGAAGAGGUUAUGAAAAUCACAAAAGAUACAAAGGAUUCAAACAAAGAUGAACAGCCUCCACCGGAUGGGAAGAUCGUCUUUAAGAAGCCUGUCAAACGCUCCUCUGAUAAAUUCGAAGGCAUUACUGCUAGCUCUAGCAAGAAGAAGAAAAGUGAGGAUGGUGAGAAGAAAGAGUCAAAAGCUGGUGUGAAGGUGAAGAACAACAGCCUGCUGUCUUUUGGUGAUGAUGAUGAUGAUGAGGAAGACUAGCUUGACAGGGAUACAAGCAUCUAUUUGAGUCAGAUUGUCUUGGACUGCUUCUUGCAAAGACCAAUCUGCUCUUUU